AUGGCCAAGACCUGUAUCAUGUUUCUCCUUCUCAAGGGCCUCUAUCAAAGCUCUUCCAUAUCUUCUUCCGAGUCUGACGAGUACAACGAUGACGACAUCGAUGAACUGUCAAAGAUCUUCGAGUUUCUAGACUACGCUGCAAUCUAUUGGCCUGCACACUUUUCGAGAGUACGGAUGGACGACCGCAAACUGAUAACGCCACUCGUUCAUAAGCUCUGUGGAACCGAAAAUACUGAAUAUAGUUUCUGGUAUCCGGUAUACUGGGAACACGAACAACGGGGUAAAAUUGGCUACUUAGAUGCUUGGAAUUUCGAGUACAGGACGCCGGACACGACGGGUCUGAUCUUUGUCACAACUCUCGGCUACACGGAGCUGGUAGACUAUUUCCUCUCACACGGAGCUGACAUCAAUGAAAUUGCCAGGGAAUUUGGGACAGCGCUGCAUGUUGCGGCAUGUAUGGGAAAACCCGGUAUGGUCGAGUUCCUCAUAAGCAGAGGCGCAAGCGUCAAUGCUAGAGGAGGAGACCAUGGGACAGCUUUGUUAGCAGCUCUCCGCGGUAGACAAGAGGGCGUAGCUUUAUCUCUUAUCAAAUCAGGAGCUUACAUGGAAGGUGAGAACAUAUGGGAAGAGGACGCUGUAGUUCUAGCUUCGAGUUUUGGUUAUCUCUCGGUUGUGAAGGCCGUCCUGCAUCAGGGUAACAUCCAAAACAUGGGUAAAGCAUUAAAGGGUGCUAUUGAAAAGGGUCAUAACAGUGUUUCUAGUACACUGAUCGAAUAUGAAACAGAUAUUGAGACGGAGGCUGGUUUAUUCACAGUUGCGAUGCGUGAAAAACAACGCAACAUCAUCCGAGAAUGGAAUCGUCGACGCGGUGGUGUCUGA
This is a messenger RNA of Penicillium cosmopolitanum, 879 nucleotides long. Its product is annotated as ankyrin repeat domain-containing protein. The transcript has a single exon. The coding region runs from base 1 to 879 and encodes 292 amino acids. Gene Ontology annotation, molecular function: protein binding. NCBI's taxonomy places the organism in Eukaryota, Fungi, Ascomycota, Eurotiomycetes, Eurotiales, Aspergillaceae. The record is from RefSeq and is a predicted model, not a curated record.